Molecule: messenger RNA, 2334 nt
Organism: Hemiscyllium ocellatum (epaulette shark)
Lineage: Eukaryota; Metazoa; Chordata; Chondrichthyes; Orectolobiformes; Hemiscylliidae
Gene: ankk1
Product: ankyrin repeat and kinase domain containing 1
Exons: 8
Coding region: 1-2334 (777 amino acids)
Biological process (GO): regulation of cell cycle process; protein phosphorylation
Cellular component (GO): cytoplasm
Molecular function (GO): ATP binding; protein binding; protein kinase activity
Source: RefSeq, a predicted model, not a curated record
AUGGCAGGUGAGCCCAUGAGCUCUCUCCUCCAGCAGCCAUUUGCCAAUGUCAACUAUUUCACUGAGGACGACUUUGAGCCUUUCGACAAGAUUGCGUCAGGAAGCUUUGCAAAUGUCUUCAAAGCAAAACACAAACUAUGGAGGGUGAACUUGGUUGUGAAGUGCUCCCAUUUGUUCUGUGAGGAAUCAUCUUCAUUUGAGAGGAAUAUGAGCCAUCUACUGCAGGAGGCUGCAAGGAUUUUGGAAAUAAAGUUCAAGUAUAUCCUACCAAUAUAUGGGAUUUGUACAAGACCGGCCGGAAUUGUAGUGGAAUACAUGAACAAUGGUGCUCUGGAUAAACUGCUUGUCAGGUGCACACUAACCUGGAUGAUGAAGUCUCGGAUUAUUCAUGAGAUAGCAAUGGGAAUGAACUUCCUGCAUAGUAUGAAACCACCCCUCCUUCAUUUGGAUCUGAACCCUGGAAACGUUCUGGUGGAUGAGAAUCUUCAUAUCAAGAUUGCCAAUUUUGGAUUAUCAAAAUGGGAAGAUUACUUGAGUAGCAAGGAACUAAUUGAAAGGUCUGUGAUAAGAGGAACUAUCAGUUAUAUGCCACCUGAACUAUUGAGUGGACCUUCUGGAGUCAAACAUGAUGUUUACAGCUUUUCGAUUGUUAUGUGGGAGGUCCUGACUCAGCAGAAGCCCUAUGCAGGAACAAACGCCAUGGCUGUAUUUGUUAAAGUGGUGGCAGGAGAAAGACCGUGCCUAACAUUCAUUCCAGAAAAUUCUCCACACGAGUGUGCACAGAUGGCUGACUUGAUGAAGAGAUGUUGGAAUUGGGAGUUGAAAAGGCGGCCUGCAUUCUCAGAAAUUGUUCUGGAAACUGAAAUGCUGUACAACCUGUCACAGUCUCCACAUAUUGAAAUCAACAGGCAAAUAGAAAUACCAAACCUGGCUCCUCUCCCAACAAGUAGCAGCAUCCAGAAUAGCAAAAUAAUUGCUGAUAUUGCAAACAUUGAAUUGCAGAAUAUGAAUCUGGUAUCAAAGUCUGAGGUUAAUGAUGAUCUCUCCAUUGACAGAAGGGAACUCCUGCAGCACCUACUAGAACAAAACUUUAACAACGUGAAGAAAAUAUUAAAGAAGGAACACGUUGCUAUGAACUUUGUGGAGGACUACACUUUGUUGCACAUGACUCUUUUCACCGGGGAUGUGGAACUUGUCAGGCUCAUACUGAAGUAUGGAGGCUCUGUCAAUGCUCAAACCUCCAGAGGGUUGACACCUCUGAUUAUAGCCGUACAUCAUAGGUUUGAGGAUAUCUCCAAGUUACUGAUUGAAGAGGGAGCUGAUGUGAACCUCACAGAUGAGGACAACUGGGGACCUCUGCAUUUUGCAUCUCAGAAUGGGGAUGACCGAAUUGCUCGGCUGCUGUUGGACAAAGACGCUGACGUCAACAUCAGGGAGCAUGAUGGGUGGUCUCCACUCCACAUGGCAUCGCAGAAUGCCCAUGAAAAUAUUGUCCGAAUUCUCUUCACACGCCAGGCCAGUGUCGAUCUACAGGACAGGGACAACCGCACCCCUCUACACAUUGCAGCCUAUCACGGCAAUUACAGCAUCGCCAAGCUUCUGAUUGGACAAGGAGCUAAUUUAAACAAAAUACAGGUUGGCUUCAGAACACCGAUCCAUUUGGCCGCUGAAAGGGGUUUCUUCAGAGUUGUCAGGCUAUUGGUGAACAGUGGAGCUGACGUGAACUGCCUGGAUCAUUCUCACUUCAACCCUUUGCACUUGUCAGCUCUGAACGGCCACACGGGGAUCUGUAGAUAUCUCCUGAAACAUGGAGUGAAUAUCAACCAAAGGUCCUUACAGAAUUGGACAGCCCUGCACCUUGCCUCUAUGAAGGGACAGAUCACAACCAUCCACUUGCUAAUUGAGAAUUUCUCAGAUGUUGAUGGUGGUGGUGACAGCGAGUGGACUGCUUUGCACUUGGCGACAUACUACAACCACAAGGAGGUUGUCUCAGAGCUCCUAGUCAGUGGUGCCAAUCCUGAUGCCACGGAUAUGUCAGGGUGGACUCCCCUCCAUCUUGCUGCACACAAGGGCAGACUCUGCUGUCUAGUGACGCUACUUGACCAUAAAGCCAAUGUGAAUGUUGCCAAUAGGUUCGGGUGGACCCCACUGCACUUGGCUGUGCUGAAUGGGAAUACUGCUAUAGUGAAGAGGCUGAUCAGGGAAGGUGCCAAUUUGAAAGCUGAGGACAUGUAUCAGAACACACCACUCCAGCUAGCUUUGAAACACCAGAAACAAAGUGUAGUCAAUGUACUUACAGGGGAGGAGCCAUCAAAUGACGACACCACUGACUGA